Messenger RNA from Myripristis murdjan (pinecone soldierfish), 11016 nucleotides. RefSeq names its product ATM serine/threonine kinase (gene atm). Bases 483 to 9752 code for a protein of 3089 amino acids. NCBI's taxonomy places the organism in Eukaryota, Metazoa, Chordata, Actinopteri, Holocentriformes, Holocentridae. The record is from RefSeq and is a predicted model, not a curated record. Gene Ontology annotation, molecular function: protein binding; protein serine/threonine kinase activity. The transcript is spliced from 62 exons. Gene Ontology annotation, biological process: DNA repair.
UGCAUGAGCCAGCAACGUCAUGCACGUCAACAUGGCAAAGUUGUCAGAAUAAGCACGGGCUCUAGCAGCAGCGCAUUAACAUCUGCGCUAAAGUUUUACGGGUGGUAGCUUGAUUUUAAUCUAAAUCGGCAUCAUCAUCGUAGGUAGGUGCGCAAAAUAAGUGCCGUGUGUGAGUGUUUUCAUAGCACUGCCAUGUUGCUAGAGUAGCUCGCUGCUAAGGCCAGGCUGUGUGGUAACUCGCAGUGAUUUGGUUUUCCGUUUCUUGUGUGUAAUUUGGUAAUCAAUGCGUUAGAGAAGGAACCUGAUAUGCAUGUGGUGAAAUGGGAGAUAACAGCUUGAUUGUAACUAUAGUAUAAACAGAAGUUUAAUCAGUAACAAGUCUCACCUGUCAGCGUCACAUCCUUGUUCACCUGGGAGGAAGAGACACCUUUGCUGUCCCACCUGGUGGAUGGAAGCCGUGCCCUCAUCCUCCCUGAAGCAAAAUGAGCCUGGCUCUGCAUGAUCUCCAGGUCUGCUGCAGGGGGCUGGAGAAUGACAAGGCCACAGAGAGGAGGAAAGAAGCUGACCGUUUCAGGCGGCUGCUCCGAACUCCAGAGAUUGUGCAGGAGUUGGAUCGCAUCUCAGCACUUAGCACGGAUAAAGGCUCCAAGCAGCUCACCUGGGAUGCUGUUUUCAGGUUUCUGCAGAGCUACGUCCAGAAGGAGACAGAGAAAAUGCAGUCGAGAAAAGCCACUGUUACAGCAUCUACGCUGGCCGCCCGGCAGACGAAGAUGGCCGAAAUAUGCUGCCUGAUCAAAUACUUCAUACGCUGCGCUAACAAACGAGGGCCUCGUCUGAAGUGUGCGCGGCUUCUGCAGCACGUGAUGGAGGUGCUGCAGAGUUCGUACAGCUGCUUGGCCUAUGGAGAACAGUACACCAGCCUUUUAGUGAAGGACAUCCUCUCUGUCCGCAAGUACUGGUGUGACAUCACUCCACAGCAGUGGCACAGUCUUUUGGAGCUGUACUGUGGCUUCUUCAGCACAUCAUCCAAGUCUAUCAACCGCGUGUUGGUGAGCCGGGUCAUUCACAUGCUGGUGCAGGGCUGCUGCAUGCAGACCGAGGGAUUCCACAACUUUCUGUUCAGCUUCUUCUCCAAAGCACUGCUCAAUGUCAGGCAGGAGAAACAUUUGGCCGUGGUGGAGCGUCUCAUCUCAGCUCUCAACGGCUUUUUGAGGUCCGCAGCCAUGAACUUUCGGACGAGGGUGUGUCGACUGGGGGAGGAGCUCCUGCCCUCCAUCCUCUACGUCUGGGCAGACAUGAGACCCAGCACCACUCUCAAAGAGGAGAUGGUGGACUUCUUCAACCUGCAGCUCUGUGUCCACCACCCCAGCGGAGCCAAGACGCAGGACGCAGGCGCCUAUGCUGAGGACUGGACCAAGUGGCGGAGUCUGCUGUACAACCUGUAUGAUGCCUUGGUCAGAGAAAUCAGCCAUAUAGGCAGCAGGGGGAAGUACGUGACCGGGACACGACACAUUGCAGUCAAGGACAACCUCAUCCAGCUCACAGCUGACAUUUGUCACCAAUUAUUCAGUGAGGGCAGUGACACCCAGGUCUUGGAGGUGACCCAGGUCCACAUCAGAGCCACCCAGAGGGGCAGUCCCACCCAGGGCACACCCAGCAAGCGACGGCGCAUUGAGCUGGGCUGGGAGGUCCUGCGGGACCGCCUGCAGCCUCAGCACAGUGACUUUGAUGUCAUACCAUGGCUACAAAUCACCACAGUGCUCACCUCUAAGUACCCGUCAAUGGUGCCCGGCCAAGAGCUGGUCACCCUGCUGUCGGUGCUGUACCAGCUCUUAGCAGAGCAGCGGAGAGGAGAGAGGGGGCUCUAUGUGCUGUGCUGCCUGAGGGCGGUGGCUCGAUGCCAGGCCUGCUAUCCAGAGAGGACCCUGGCCCACAGGGCAGAGCUGGGCAGGCUGUGGGGCCGGGUGUGGGCCCUGGCACUGAGGGGUGUCAGCGCAUCCAACACGGAGGCUGCCAGCCUCAGCCUGCUGGCCUCCAUCGUCCAGGGAGGACUGAUCGCUACGGAUCGAGAGUUCUGGAAGCUCUUCUGUGGCUCGGCAUGCAGACCGUCCCAGAGUGCUGCUCUGUGUCUAACCCAGGCCCUGCUGAAGUGUCCUGUCCCCAAGAGUCUUGUUCUGGGUUCAGGCUGGGACUGUGCAGGAGUCAGCGAGGGCUCUGCCUCCUCGAACCUGAAGGAGACCCUCAUAGCCUGGCUGCUGAUGACCGAUCAGAGCGAUGAGAUGGAGGACAGCUCCAGACCCCACCCCAUCAUCUGCAGGGAUUUUCCUCGCAAUCUGAUAGCGAACAUCCUGGUUUCCCUGACCUUGAAAGACACCAGAGCUGCCCUGAUGUUUCUGCUGGGUGCUCAUGGACUAGAGAGCAGCUCAUCCCAAGAGCAAGCAUCGACCGAAGCCAAAGACAGUCUGGUUGAGAUCGAGAAGCUGUACCUGCAGUUCAGUUUCAACUCGCUGCCUUCGGAGCGCCGAGAGACAGAGGAGACAGCCAGGUCGUUAUCGGCCUGCAGUCAGCUCCCCGUUGUCCCGGGCCUCAGAAACAAGUUGGAGCAGUCACUGCUUUGUGUGGCAGACAAUCUACUCAGCUGCUACUCUCCUGACUCUGAAUCCACCUCUCCGGAGUGUCUGGUGCGCUGUCUCAGUCUGCUGACUGGUGUACUCGCAGGUUAUGUCUCCACCGGGGUUUUGACUGAAGUGGAGGCCUGCCGCUCACAGCUCUUCACUAAAGCCAAGUCCGUGGCCCAGGACUUCAGUGAGUUUGUCUCCAAUGUGAAAGUGAAGAUGGCAGAGGAUAGAACCAUGACCACGCUGAGGUCCGUCAUGAAGCUCUGUGCUCUGUCAGCCAGCAGAAAAGCCAAGGAUAAUGCUUGUCCCGCCUCCUCUGCUCUGUUCAUGAUGAUUCUUCCCUCCAGUCUUCUCAGUGAGCUGGCAGAGAUCUGCAAACUGUUGCUGAGCAGACAAGGCAGAGUGAGCGCUGUGGAUGAGGACGAUCACAUGGAUGAUGACUGGGACACGACCAGGACUCAACAAACGGGUGACUUGUUGGACGACGACGAGGAGCCCCACACCAGCAGCAGCGAUUCCCACAGACACUCGGGAGAAAACAAUGACAAUUCCUGUGGCUCUGGUGCUAAAAGCCUGUUAACAGAAGAGCACCUGGCCCACCAGGACCUGGCUCUACUCGCUGUCUUGGAGUUCCUGUGUGAAUGCAGCUGCGUCCAGCCCACCCACGGCCUCCUCUUCAAACCACAGGAGGUGCGUCGCAGGCUGUUGCAGCUGUUGGAUCAGAUGGACGUCAGCAGAGCCCUGCAUCUCAACAUGUACCUCGUUCUGCUGAAGAAGCUUCCUGCCGAGGACUCGCUCUUUCCAGAGGAGUUUGAUUCUCUGCUCAGACCUCUGGCGGACCUAUGCUCCCUGUACCGUCAGGACCAGGAGAUCUGUGCUGCUGUGCUGCCGGCGUUAUUACCUUCAGUCAGGAGCCUGGGGAGAACCCAGCACCUGCCAGAUGAAAUGAUACAUGUUCAGGGAGCGCUGCUGAAAGUUGUGUCCGGCUUCUGUUUCCUUGCCCAAACUGGAAAAUGCACGGCAUCUGUGCGAGCUGCUUUAGUACGAUGUCUGGUUGCCUUGUUGGAGGCUGACCCGUGUUGUAAAUGGGCAGUCCUAUACCUGAAGGAAGAGGAACGUCCGGUGUCAGCCAUCCUUCCGUCCCAUCUUGCGGACACCCACCAUCAAGUCCGCAUGCUGGUCGCCAUGUCGGUGGAGAGGCUGUUUGUGGAGAUGAGUCCAGACCAGCCAGACAAGAGGAAGAUGCUGCCCCUUAAACACCAGCAGAAGGCCUUUGAGAACAUCUACCUGAAAGCUCAGGAGGGAAUGAGGCUGCCGAGAGGCGGUUCUUCAGAGGACCUGCAGGAUGAGACAUUGAACCGUAAGGCCACCCUGCUCAAGAGUGUGUCUGUGGUGCUGUGCUGCAGCCCGGUCUGCGAGAAACAGUCGCUGUUUGCCCUCUUUCAGUCAUUCAAAGAAAACAAUAUAGAGGAACAGCUCAUGAAAAAGAUGUUGUGCAGUGUUUCCAGAGCUCUGGGAUACAAGAGUGUGAAAACAUUUGUCAGUUCUCACCUGGACUACUUGGUGGCCGAGUGGCUGGGACAGAGAGAGUCUGACGAGCUCUACACUCUUCAGUCCUUCCCCUACACUCUGCUAAACCAUGAGACACUGGAAGAUUUCUACAGCUCUUCCUACCAGGUGUUGAUCCCCCACCUGGUCUUCCUGGACGACUUUGAGCAGGUGAAGUCCAUCGGCAGCCAUCUGGAGAAGGACUGGAGAGAGCUGCUGGCUGAUUGCUUCCCCAAGAUCAUGGUCAACAUUCUGCCAUACUUUGCUUUGUCGGGCCAGGACGCACAGGUCGCCCAGCAGAGAGAGACGGCCCACAAGGUGUAUGACCUGCUCAAAGAUGCCAACUGCCUGGGCAAACAGCAAAUAGACAGUCUGAUCCACAGUAACCUGCCAGACAUUGUGGUGGAGCUGCUGAUGACUCUGUAUGAAGGAGCUGGACCUGAAGGGGAGAGAGGAGACCUCAGGCGCUUUAUAGGGGAGCUGGAUCCUGCACCAAACCCACCGUACUUUAGCUCCUAUGUCAUCAAAGCUACACUGGACUACCUGAGCAAGUGUCACAGUGCCAACCACAAGUCACUGGUAGCCAUUCUCUCUAAGACCCCGAUUUCCAUCCAGAGGAUUCUGCUGGCGGUGUGUGAGAGGGCGGCGGAGACGACCAACAGCUACGAGCGUCAUCGCAUCCUGCUGAUGUAUCACCUGUUUGUCAGCCUGCUGCUCAGGGAGCUGAAGGACGGCCUGGGAGGAGCCUGGGCCUUCGUCCUGAGAGACAUCAUCUACACACUCAUCCACCACAUCGACAGCAGAUCAGAGCACUGUGACGAGGUUUCGAGCAGAAGCCUCGCUCUGUGCUGUGACCUGCUGACUGAAGUGUGUCGGGCCGUCCUGCAGUUCUGUGACGGCGCUCUGGACUCCCACCUGCAGGUCAUCAUCGGGAGUCUCACGGCUCAGGUGACCAGCCGGCCCACCAUCUCUCAGCAGGUGCUCAGUCUGCUGCAGUUUCUGGUGAUAGAGAACCAGCAGAAGCUGAAGGGCGCCAUCUGCAGCCUGGAGCCCUUCCCUGACCGCCCCGAAUUCAGAGAGCUGCGCUCAGUGCAGCACAAUCUGAAGUACAGCACCGGGACAUUCACCCUGCAACAGGAGAUUACACACUUCCUGUCAGUGACGUCUUGUGACUAUUUACCGCUGACCAGGCUGGAGGGGCUGAAGCAGCUGACCAGACAGCUCCAUGACAACAAGGGACAGAUCAGAGAGCUGCUCAAAGAGAGCCACGUUGAACCUGCGGAGAGUGUGCUGGUGAAGCUGGUUCUCAGCCUGCUGCAGCUCUGUAAGCUCGCAGCAAACCACCCAGGGGGAGCAGACAUCCUCGAGGCGGUGGGGGGCUGCCUGGGAGAACUGGGACCAAUCGAUUUCUCCACCAUCGCUCUGCUCCAUGGCAGAGACCCCCUUUACGCCAAGUCUGAGUCCCUCUUCACCUCCACUGAAGCCCAGUGCCUUUACAUCAUCCUGGACUGCAUGAACAAUGCGCUUACUCACCGCUGUAUUGAGGUGAGGAAAGCUGCAGCCCAGUGUGUGAAGAACAUCCUCGCCACUCAGAUGGGACUCGACUUCUGGGAGCAACACAAAGACAACAGAGACCCGAUGCUGGCCUACCUCAACCCCUUCAGAAGGACCAAGGAGAAGGUCUCUAGCGUGAGUGCAGAGGAGAGCUCGGAGGCCAGGGAGAGGCUGGAGAGACAGGAGUUUUGGAUUCCCCAGAGGGGCGGGCAUGACACCUGGCUGACGGCUCUCUGCACCGCCCUGCUGGACAGCGGAGGGGUCAGGAACGAGGCACUGCUGCUUUCACGACCUCUGUGUCUGGUGAGUGUGGACUUCUGCCAGAGGCUGCUGCCCCUCAUCAUCCACUCCAUCCUGCUGGAGGACUCAGACGGCUCGUGGAGGGAGCUGCUCUCCUCCCACAUCCAGGAGUUCUUCACCUUCUGUUCCCGAAGUGCCCAGGCCUCCAGCCGCUCGGCCACACCGCUCACCACUGACUCUGGGGAGUCUGACGCUGCCAGCCGUGGCUUGGUGGAAAAGGCCUCCCUGCGCACAAUGCUGUCAGUUAUCGACUACCUGAGACACCAGCGGAGACCGCUGGACUCUGACAGUAACUCCUGCGGCACGGUGUGCCACUCAAACUUCUGGCUGGAGCUGAACUACCUGGAGGUGGCAGUGGCUGCCCAGUCCUGCUCUGCACACUUCACCGCUCUGCUCUACUCUGAGAUCUACGUCGACAAGAUCAAGGCCAACAUGGAGGAAGGUCGCAGAACCAAGUCCAGAGCGUCUCGCCGGAUUAACUUUGAGGAGAACAGCCAGAACGUCACCAUCUCCAGCCUGACUGAGAAGAGCAUGGAAGACACCAGCAUCAGCCUACAGGAGCUGUUGAUUGAGGUUUACCGCAGCAUAGGAGAACCUGACAGCCUGUAUGGCUGUGGAGGGGAGACGAUGACCAGCCCACUGACCAGGAUUCGAACUUAUGAACAUGAGGCGAUGUGGGGGAAGGCCUUGACCUCAUACGACCUUCACUCUACUCUGCCUGAGGUUACAAGACAAGUGGGAAUCGUGGAGGGUUUGCAGAACUUUGGCCUGAGCAGCAUCCUCGCCACCUACCUGAGGGGUCUGGAGAGCGAGGGGGUGGAGUGGGGGGCUGAGCUGAGAGAGCUGCGCUUCCAGGCCGCCUGGAGGAACUGCCAGUGGGACUGUGAGAUGUCAGAGAGGAGUGAGAAAUCCAACCCAGGCUUCAAUGAGUCAGUGUUCUCUGCCCUGCAAGCUUUAAGGGACAAAGAAUUCUCCGCAUUUGAUCAAACACUUAAAUACGCCAGGGGUGCAGAGGUGGAAGAGCUGUGCAGAGGCAGUCUAGAAGCCGUGUCCUCUCUCUACCCGGCUCUCAGAAACCUCCAGAGCAUCAGGGAGCUGGAGAGCGUCCGGCAGCUCUUCUCCAGGCCCCUCUCUGAUGUGACUCUGAUGGAGGUGUGCAGGCAGUGGCGGCAGCACUCCCAGCUGUUGGCCGACAGUGACUUUGCCUUGGUGGAGCCCAUUUUGGCCGUCCGCUCUGUGGCCCAGCACACCCUGAUGUCCAGGGUGGGAGACCCCGACACCACAAGUUACCUCAGCUCUGUGCUCACUGACCACCUCAUGGAGCUGUGCCGACUCGCUCGUCAGGCUGGGAAUACACAGCUGGCAGAGCGGGCGGUGUUUCAGAUGAAGCAGCAUGGCGGCAGAGGUGCCCGGGCGUCAUCCUCCGUGUCGUCAUGGCAACUGGAGGAGGCCCAGGUAUUCUGGGCCAAGGGCGAGCAGGGACUGGCCCUGGGCCUGCUGAGACAGAUGAUACACACCCUAGAGGAACAGGUGGAGUUCAACCCCGCCCUGGCCCCCGUCUACACCGAGUGCCUGCGGCUGUGCGGUAACUGGCUGGCGGAGACGUGCCUGGAGAGCCCCGGGGUCAUUCUGGAGAAUUACCUGGAGAGGGCGGUGGAGGUGAUUGUAGGGGAAUCGGGGCUCCAGGACCCCAGGCUGCAGAGCCAGCAGACCGAGGCCUUCCUGUCUCUGGCCCGCUUCUCCGACGCCCAGUACCAGAGCAUUGACAACUACAUGAAGUCCUCCGAGUUUGAGAACAAGCAGGCGCUGCUGGAGAAGGCCAAGGAGGAAGUGGACUUGAUGAAGGAGCGUAAAGUGAGCACCAACAGGUACACAAUAAAGGUGCAGAAAGAGCUGGAGCUGGACCAGAGGGCCCUGUCCAGCCUGCAGGCAGACAGACUGCGCUUCCUGUGUAAAGCGGUGGAGAACUACAUCCAGUGUCUGAAGCAGGGAGAGGAGCACGACACGUGGGUUUUCCGCCUGGCCUCACUGUGGCUGGAGAACGCCGACGUGAAGGCCAUCAAUGACAAGAUGAAGGUGGGCAUAAGGCAGAUCCCCUCCUACAAGUUCCUGCCCCUCAUGUACCAGCUGGCUGCCCGUAUGGGAACCAAGAAGGCGCCUGGUGUGGCUGAGGAUGCGGGCUUCCAUGGAGCCCUCACCGAUCUGAUCUGUCGUUCAUCCCUGGAGCACCCCCACCACACUCUCUUCAUCAUCCUCGCACUGGUAAACGCCAACAAAGACGAGAGCUUUUCCACAAGCCGGCUGUCAAAGAGCACCCCACGACAGCCCUCACCAUUAGACCUGGAACGCGCGGAUGUGGCCAAGAAGAUCAUUAGUGUGAUCAAGAAGAAGAGAGGCGAGAUGGUCAGGGGUAUCGAGCGUCUGUGCGAUGCCUACAUCACCCUGGCUUACAUGGACGUCAGCAGGCACAAGACCGAGAAGAAGGCUCUUCCCAUUCCUGCCGAUCAGCCCAUCAUGCAAAUCAAAGACCUGGAAGAAGUUGUCAUUCCCACAAUGGAGAUUAAGGUGGACCCGUCUGGUAGCUAUGACAACCUGGUGACCGUCAGAAACUUCAUGCCACACUAUCACCUGGCUGGAGGAGUCAACCUGCCCAAGAUCAUCGACUGUGUCGGCUCUGAUGGCAAGAGCAGGAGGCAGCUGGUCAAGGGUAAAGACGACCUGCGACAGGACGCGGUGAUGCAGCAGGUGUUUGGCAUGUGCUCCACGCUGCUGCAGCGCAACACCGACACUCGCAAGAGGAAUCUCAACAUCAGACGAUACAAGGUGGUGCCCUUCUCCCAGUGUAGCGGUGUGUUAGAGUGGUGUUCUGGCACCGUGCCCAUCGGGGAGUUUCUGGUGGACCCCCAUAAAGGAGCCCACAUACGCUUCCGUGCCCAGGACUGGACCAACAUGACCUGUCGCAAGAAAAUGAUGGAGGCUCAGAGGCUGGGUUUCGAUGAGAAGAUCCAGGUGUACAACGAGGUGUGUAAGAACUUCAGACCCGUCUUCAGGUAUUUCUGCAUGGAGCGUUUCCUGGACCCCGCCGUGUGGAUGGAGAAACGGCUGGCUUACACCCGCAGCGUCGCCACAUCAUCGAUAGUCGGCUACAUCGUAGGCCUGGGCGAUCGGCACAUCCAGAACAUCCUGAUUGAUGAGCAGACUGCCGAACUGGUGCACAUUGAUUUAGGUGUGGCCUUUGAACAGGGGAAGAUCCUCCCCACGCCUGAGACGGUUCCCUUCAGACUGUCCAGAGACAUUGUGGAUGGCAUGGGCAUCACUGGAGUGGAGGGGGUUUUCAGGAGAUGCUGUGAGAAGACAAUGGAGGUUAUGAGGAGCUCUCAAGAAGCUUUGCUCACCAUCGUCGAGGUGCUGCUGUACGAUCCUCUGUUUGACUGGACCAUGAGCCCCCUGAAGGCGUUCUACCUGCAGCACGACGAGCAGCAGGAGCUCAACGCUACACUCAACUCCACGCUGGGGGGAGACGACAUAGACAACCAUCGUAAAGCCAGCAGUGACAGCCAGAGCUUCAACAAGGUGGCAGAGCGGGUGCUGCUGCGGUUGCAGGAGAAGCUGAAGGGCGUGGAGGAGGGCACGGUGCUCAGCGUGGGCGGCCAGGUCAACCUGCUCAUCCAGCAGGCCAUGGACCCCAACAACCUCAGCAGACUCUUCAGUGGGUGGCAGGCCUGGGUGUGAGGGGGUGGGGGGACACCCGGGGCAAGGUGCACCUGGGCAGGUGAGGGUCCUGCUCAUGGCAUGGCAAGCGUGACGUCACAGGUUUGGUGAUGUUCACGCAUUUACUUGAACUCUGGUCUUACGGUUUUCAAAUGUGCAUGGUCAACUUCCUCAAAAUUAAACUGUUUUUAUAAGUUCCUGUAGUGUACUUCUUAAAGACACAAGGUUUUGUUCUCGCGGCAGAGAUUAUACUUUGAAAACACCCUGAUAAUGUGCUGCAUUGUAAGUGUUUUCCUGCUUUCUUUAUGCUUCAGACAUACUCUGGUCUUUGUCAGGGGAUCAAAUGAGCCUCAAUAUACAAGCGGUUGAAACGAGUUUCUCUAGCUUUUCAUUUCAUUGUUUUGACAUAGUGAGGGUUUUAUUUAUUUCUGACUAAUGUCUGUCUUUUCCCCACAUUUGAAGUUCAUCACCAAGUGCCAUAAAAAUGAAGACCACAAUUUUACAAAUCAUCAUACUUAAACACCAACACAUCCCGGUGUUGUCCAGCUGACUCUCAACCUGUCAGUUUUUAUCACCUUUCACUUUUACAGCAAAUAAAGUAAAUUCUCAUGUCAAAGGAUUCUUGUGUGAAGCAAUGGACUGUAGCACUUUGCCCAGGACAAAUGACCCCUUGGGAACGGUAAAGUUUACUCUACUAAUUUGGCAAGGCACUUUAUUUUUUCAAAACAAGCCAUUAAAUCAAGCAACACUGUGUCACAUUUAUUAGAGCACUGCAAAAACCUCAAGGUAUUUUAACAGGCCAGGGUGUGUUGGUGUCACACUCCGACAUUGAACCUGAAUUCUUGAAAAACAGGCUGAGGUUUUGGACAUCAAAAAAACUGUCUUGGUGAUGGAGCAGAGCAGAGCCAUGUGUCCAGACCCUCAUUAGACACUGUGAGUCAUGUAGUUUCUGUAAGUUGACUGUGGAAGCUGCGUGUUGAUGUGUGUGUGUCCUAAUGGGACGGGAACACUUUGAUGCUGUUGAAUGUGUGACAGAUACACUGAGGUGUGUUGUGUGAGCUGAUGUGGUGUGUUGGUGAGGAUCCAAAGUUGUUUACCAAGGAAAUAUGCCCCAAUGCUGAUGCACCACUAAUGAAUGUACCACAGUUCUCUAGUUUUCCACCUGUUCUAAAGCAAAUUCUGUGCUGUUUGGUAUUAUUUUGCCAGAUUUUGAAAUAUGAUCACUGUAUCAUGAAUUAAAGAAACUGUAAAAAUGAAUCAAUAAAAAAAGAUGUUUUCAUAUGAA